GCGUCCGAGCGGCUACGCAUGCGUUUUAUUCGUACACUCACUACGGCCAGUGGGCGCCUACCUCGAUUCACGCUAUAUUCAGGUCCUGCCUGUUCUCUGUGUGAUACAGCCAAAGAAGAACUAGACAAAGUUAGGCAGGACCGAAAAUUUCACCUGGACGUUGUCAACAUUCAGGAUCCGGGACAGGAAAAGUGGAAGCGGAAGUAUGUUUAUUGGAUCCCGGCUCUUCAUUUAGAGGGCAAAGAAAUUGCCAAGGGACGAUGGGACGCACAGAUCGUGAGGGAAGCAUUGAAUCUUUGGGACCAGGAGAACGUUCCGGGGGAGCAUAAUGGUUCUGAUUACUCCGAAUUCUUUUCUGCUCUUCCAUCUGAACAUCUUUUCUUCACGGACACCUCACUGGCUUACGAGGAUAAUUCUUCAAACUCGGGAAUUUAUGCAAGAAAUAUACAUGAUAUCUUGGGGGCAAAUCCGGAAACCGAAAAUGAAAUACGUUCAGUCACUCCGCAUUGCUUCAAUUGCGGCUCAUCUUCUCACAUGGUGAACGCCUGUCCAGAACAAGUCGACCGCGCCUUGGUGUCUCUUUCGCGUCAAAUGAACGAGUUUUACCGAGAUAUGUUUAGUUUGGAUCGCAUCGGUGGAGAUUUUUCAGCACGGAUAUAUAGCGUAGAGGAAUGGAAAAGCGUAAGGCUGGACUGGAUCAACUCUUUCAAUCCUGGUGAGAUCAAGGGCCAUGACUUGCGCCAGGCUCUAGGUAUAAUACCAGCGGAGGACGAUAGUCAGGCUCAGGACGAGUGGCUGCAAAACAUGGCCGUCUGGGGAUACCCUCCAGGUUGGAUCAGUAGAUGGGACCCGAAGGAGCUGAUGAAGGAACGAGUUUUAAGCCAGUGUAUCGGAAAUCCGCAGGAGAGCGAGCAGUCAUUUCAUAUCUUCGGCGAGGAAGGAAAUAGUGAAACGGUGCUGGACCAGUUGAAGGAUCCGAGCAAAUUGCUCAAUAGCUCGGUGGAUCAGACACUCAAACGAUGGGCAUUCUAUCCACCGUUGCGAUUCUCUUCGUCCCUUCUACCUGUGUAUAACGGCGUUGCUUUACCACCAGUUGAAUCUAAAUCACAGGUAUCUUAUUACGUACCUUUCUCUGCUGUGUUACCAGCGCCACCUCCACCUCCGGGGUCACCUCCGCCUCUUCCGCCUCCGCCACCUAUCGAACCACCUCCGCCUUUACCGCCGUCGCUGCCCCCUUCAACUCCUCCAUCGCUUCCUUCUACUGCUUUUUUGUCUGCUCUGCUUCAUCUGAGACCCAAGAUCGAGGCAGAGGACUCUGACAUGGACAUGUCGGAUGAAGAAUGA
Molecule: messenger RNA, 1344 nt
Organism: Lentinula edodes (shiitake mushroom)
Lineage: Eukaryota; Fungi; Basidiomycota; Agaricomycetes; Agaricales; Omphalotaceae
Exons: 4
Coding region: 19-1344 (441 amino acids)
Cellular component (GO): catalytic step 2 spliceosome
Molecular function (GO): zinc ion binding; RNA binding
Source: RefSeq, a predicted model, not a curated record